AGGUCACCUAACCUACAAUACUAAGUCACCUUCCACGUGUCAUAUUUUCAUUUGUUCAAAAAAUAUUUUUGUUUUUUUAUAAAAAAAAAUUAAAAAUUGAAAAAAAAUAAUAAAAUAUCCUUUUUUUUCAUCUUCUUCCUCCCUUAAUCCCUUUCCCAACCUCCAUGAAUAGCUCCCAUUUCCGGCUAAACCUCCGCCCACCACACCUCAAUCUCCGGCAGCAAGGAACCCCACCCCAUCAGCAAUCACCCUGGUCGAAACCCAGAAACACGCAACCACCUCCGUUAGAAUUCACCGGAAACCACCCAAAAAAUCACCGCAGUCAAUUCGUUAAACCCAUUUUUCUCGGAUCUACCAUUUUCGAUUCUUUGACCCUUUGAUCUUAACUGGGGUUUUCCCCUAAUUUCACUUCAAUGCUCAAGGAAUGUUCAGCCAAAAAGCUUACUUCAUUUCAAUAUGCAAUUCAUUUUUUUUAUUUAAUUUUUUUGUUUGACGAACUGUAAUUCAAUCUUAGCUAGUUGGGUGUUUUAAUUUGUUUUGUUUUGUUUUUUAAUUGGUGGGUUUUGGUCGAUUUUUGAUUUUAUUGAUGAUGUGAAUGUUGGGUUUGUUGUGAUUUUUUAUUGUUGCAAUUUGUGUCGAUGUUGUUGUGGUUGGUUGCUGCUUGCGGUGGUUUAGAGGUGGCGUUAUGGUGGUGGUGAGAAGUUACCACUACCGUUGGUUGUGGGCAAAGUGGGCGGUGGUUGCGAAUUAGUUGAGCGGCUGUUGUUUGAGGCUACGCUGUUGAAUUGGUGCUUUGGCUGAAGUGUGGGAAGUGGUGCGGUGGUGAUGAGGGUUGUGUGGUGGUUUCAGGCAAAAGAGAGAGAGGUUGCGUGGGUGGAGCAAAAAGGUUGUGGCGUGGUGUUUUGGUGGCUGGGGGUCGUUGAAAAGGCACCAACCCAACGACGGUGGUGCUGCCCUACUGCGGUGGUGGGCUUGGUGGCCGUGGGGAGGUGGGCUGCGUGGGCAAGGCUUGAGAAGGGGGAGAUAUGAAGGUCUUUAAUUGAAUUAAAAAAAAGGUUAAAAAAAAAAAACCGGUUCAUGAGGUAAGUGGUCAAUUUGGCCUGAUAGAAUAGAAUGGGAUAUAAAGCUUGGAUUAUUGUAGAAUAAUCAAAAGGUUGGAUUAUUAAAAAUAAAUCGGUUAAAGGUUGGAUUAUUAAAAUCAAAUUUUCCUUUUAUUUAAUCCCAAUAAAAAAACUCUUGUUACCAAACAAAGUCAAAAAGAAAAAGGAAAAAUAAAAUAUAAUUGGCAAGUGCAAUUGAAUCUAAUACAGUAGAAAAGAUAUUUAAAACUAGGAAAAUACAAAUACUGUAGGAAUCUUUAUUCCUUAGGUUUAAUUGGUUUAUGUUGCCGAACAAGUGCACACCCUUAAACUGUCAAAAAGUCACCGUCGUCAUCGUCAUCCACAAACCACGCAAUCCCUUCAUUCCUUAAACUUUACGGAGUACUAUUUUUUUCAUUCCUUUCCCAUUUCAUCAUCUCCACUUCCUAUGCUCACUUUCCCCGGCGACGGAUUUUCCGACGUCGGCCUAUUUUCCGUAAUUCUUCAAUUGUCACAAGGCAUUUGAAGUCCUUACGUGAGCUUUUAUUCACGGAAGUAUGAUUGGUGAUGUGGAAGAUGAAGAGUAUUACAACAGGCCGCUUGGACGGUGGCCUGUUUUCGUCUAUGGUGUUGGCCACAUGCUCAAUGACAUUACAUCUGCCUGUUGGUUUACUUAUUUAUUGGUCUUCCUGACAGAUAUUGGACUUUCACCAGGGAAUGCUGCAAUUGUAAUGCUUAGUGGACAAGUGGCAGAUGGAUUCAUGACUGCAUUUUCUGGGGAACUGAUAGACCGGUUUGGACGCUUCAAAAUUUGGCAUGGCGCUGGUUCUCUGUUGGUUGCUGUUUCAUUUUCUUCUGUUUUUGGUGGUUGUAUACCGUGCAAAAUAUUUGGUACAGACUCAUCUGCUUUGGAGACAAUUGGAUACAGCAUUUUUGCAGCUAUCUUCAAUAUUGGUUGGGCUGCCACUCAAGUGUCACACAUGUCUAUGGUGAACUGUAUGACGCUGAAUCCGACAAGCAGAGUUGUGUUAGCCAGCUGCCGUAAUGCAUUUACUAUGAUUGCAAAUUUAAGCUUGUAUGCUGUGGCUUUUGUUGUCUUUGGUCUUGGUAAAUCAAGGACCCAUGAUGAGAUAGAAAGCCAGUAUCGUUGGAUUGCUUAUUCAUCAAUUUUUAUCGGGUGCUGCUUUGUCUGCAUCUUCCUAAUUGGAACUAAAGAGCCCAGGUUGAAAGAUGGCUUUCCAGGAAAAGUUUAUGCUAGAGUUGAAUGGACUUAUUGGUUCCAUAAAGUUCUAUACUACCAGGUUGCUCUUGUAUAUGUACUGACUAGACUGGUGACUAAUGUCUCACAGUCAUUUCUAGCCUUUUACGUCAUCAAUGACCUACAAAUGGCUCAAUCUUCAAAAGCUCUGGUGCCUGCUAUCAUAUACAUUUGCAGUUUUAUCAUAUCCAUUAUUCUACAGGAGAUGUCAUGGACUGGCUACCGUCUGAAGACAUUCUUUUCUAUUGGAAGCGUACUUUGGAUAUUUUGCGGUGCAGCAGUUUUAUUUUUGCCUCUGGGUUUGAGUGGUUUAAUGUAUAUCAUCUCCGUUAUUAUUGGCAUUGCAAAUGCCCUAAUGAUGGUCACCGGAAUAGGCAUGCAGAGUGUUCUUGUUGGACAAGAUCUUAAUGGAAGUGCUUUUGUCUAUGGAUCACUGAGUUUUAUGGACAAAAUGGGUUGUGGAAUUGUGUUAUACAUUUUGGAAUCAUAUCAUAGUAAUGUCUCCUCAAAUGUUGGAGAGCUUCAUUCGUCUAUAUAUAGCUUCUCAGUUACACGGUAUGCAGUAGGUAUUGUUCCUGCAAUUUGUGCUCUUAUUGGUGUGGCAGUAACAUAUAGUAUGAAACUUGAAACUCCUCCAAAGCCUAUAUCAGAGCCCCUUCUGGCUUAGCACGGUUCAAGAAUUGGUGCAGCAUUGACACUGAAUUUAGAGAUAAUUAUGAAGCGAAAUAUUUUUUGACACUUGAAAUCACGUCUCUUCUCAUGUACAGUAUAUGAUAAAUCAUUUUGUAGUGCUUAAUCACGUACGAGUAAUUCAUUUGCAGAACUCUAAUUUCAAUUUGUAUAUGUGAUAUGAAGUUCCAAUGUUUGGUCAUAUAAGUUGUACUUGUAGGCGUUAUGGCCAUUAGUUAUCUGAAACUUUUGAUGCCUAUAUUCAGUUUAUUGUGUUGUGACUAAUUGGUUCUUUUCAUCAA
Messenger RNA from Chenopodium quinoa (quinoa), 3308 nucleotides. RefSeq names its product major facilitator superfamily domain-containing protein 12-like. Gene Ontology annotation, biological process: carbohydrate transport. NCBI's taxonomy places the organism in Eukaryota, Viridiplantae, Streptophyta, Magnoliopsida, Caryophyllales, Amaranthaceae. The record is from RefSeq and is a predicted model, not a curated record. Gene Ontology annotation, molecular function: symporter activity. Gene Ontology annotation, cellular component: membrane. Bases 1637 to 3004 code for a protein of 455 amino acids. The transcript is spliced from 13 exons.